Messenger RNA from Ambispora leptoticha, 191 nucleotides. The record is from the annotation of a GenBank genome assembly. NCBI's taxonomy places the organism in Eukaryota, Fungi, Glomeromycota, Glomeromycetes, Archaeosporales, Ambisporaceae.
CUAUUCAUGUUUUCAAUCAGCAUUAUGAGGAAUUUUUGCAUCCACUUUAUAUUUUAGCAUAUUAUAUUCAUCCAGAAUAUAGAGGAAAGGAUUUAAAAGAUAAUGGAUUUCAUAAAGCAGCUCUUACCUCUCUUGAGCUUUGGCAAAAUCUUGAACAUAUUCAAUCUGAAGAUGAAGAAUUAGUUGCAUAA